GACUCCCUGCCCCAUCAUGUCCAGCUCCCUGCUGGCUGGAGGUCACGUGGUCAGCUUGGCUCCCCAUGAGGAAUCCAGGAUGGCCGUGCAUCCAGCCCCCAGCCCUGGCCUCCCAGCACUGUGUCCUUACUACACCACAGAGAGCUGGGGAACCCAGCCUCUGAUGGCCCCCACACCCUGCAAAGGCACCUCCGGCCAGUUCCAGCAGGCCCAGCACGCCGGCCGGUUCCAGCAAGCAGCAGCCAAAGCUCCCUGCCUCCCGCAGCAUCCCGGGGAGCAGGCCUCAGGGACCUCCCAGGACCUCGACUCCUGCAUUGACAUCUCCCUGGAGACCCUCAACCAGAUGAUCCUGGAACUAGACCCCACCUUCCAGCUGCUUCCCUCUGGGACUGCUGGUCCCCAGACUGAGCAUGCCAGCAGCGUCACCUCAAGGAGCAAGAAGGAGGAACCUGAAGCCUUAGAUAUAAAGUACAUCGAAGUGACCUCCACCAGAUCAAGGUGCCUCGAGGGUCCCCAACGCUGCUCCAGCCCAUGUGCCACUCCACCCUUUGGCUCCCCACGCAAUGGCAGCCUCCUCUUCUCCAGAGACAUCCCCCGAGAGACCCGAAGCAGCAGCGAGAGCCUCAUCUUCUCUGGGAACCAGGGCAGGGAUCCCUCUCCCCACACCCCGUCUUCCCUUAGCAACUCCAGCCCCGGCCGGGAAAGCAGGAGCUCAGGCUCUCCACUGGCGACUCCUCCAGGUUGGGAGAAAGGGCCGAGGGCCCCACAGCGGGGCAGCAGGGUCUCCGUGCUGUCAGCCAGCCCCACGUCAGACGUCAGCUACGUGUUUGGGAGCAGUCAGUCCCUCCUCCACUCCAGCCUCUCCAGUUAUCCGUCAUCUUCAAGAUCCUUGGGAAGUCCAGCCAGCUCCGCUUCCAGCCUCCACAGCCUGGACCGAGGGUCCCAGUGCGUGAGACCCAGUGAUGCCCAGGUUCCCAGCAACAACUCUAUACCGAACAUGGUCCAGUCUCAAGUAGCCCACUGUCCUCCAGUAGCCAGGGAGCAGGCCAGUAGCUGCCCCGCAUCUGUCACCAACUCCAUGGUGGACAUACCCAUUGUGCUAAUCAAUGGGUGCCCAGAACCACAGUCUCCCCCAGCCCAGCGGACACUAGGACACCAGGGCUCUUUCCCGCCUGGGGCUGCAUCUCCCAGUCACCCCUGUCAGGCCACCAAGAGCCACAACCAGACUCUACCAGAUGGUCCUCUCACUGCAUCUCCAGAGGGUCCUGCCAAGGACAUGCAGCCCACCAUGAAGUUCGUGAUGGACACAUCAAAAUACUGGUUUAAGCCAAGCAUCACUCGAGAGCAAGCAAUCGAUCUGCUGAGGAAGGAGAAGCCAGGUGCUUUCGUCAUCAGAGACAGUUCCUCUUACCGAGGCUCCUUCGGCCUUGCCCUGAAGGUACAGGAGACGCCGGCAUCUGCCCCAAACCAACCAGGUGAGGACAGCGCUGACCUUAUACGUCACUUCCUGGUCGAGUCUUCAGCCAAAGGGGUACACCUGAAAGGAGCGGAUGAGGAGCCCUACUUUGGGAGCCUCUCGGCCUUCGUGUGCCAGCACUCCAUCAUGGCCCUGGCCCUGCCCUGCAAACUCUCCAUCCCACAGAAAGAACUGGGAGGCGCAGAACCAGCCUUGGACUCCCCCACACACGGCCAGACCUCUUGCCUGAAGAUAUCAGCUGGUUGCCACACGCUGUACCUGAACUCUGUGAGUGUGGAGACCCUGAGCGGAGCCCUGGCUGUGCAGAAGGCCAUCUCAAUCACCUUGGAGCGGGAUGUCCCCCCCACACCUACUUUGGUCGAUUUCAAAGUCACUGAACAGGGCAUCACUCUGACAGAUGUCCAGAGGAAGCUGUUUUUCCGACGACACUAUCCACUCACCACCCUCCGCUUCUGUGGAAUGGACCCUGAGGAACGGAAGUGGCAAAAGUACCACAAGGCUUCCAGGAUCUUUGGGUUUGUGGCCAAGAGCCAGACAGAGCCGCAAGAGAAUGUGUGCCACCUCUUCGCAGAGUAUGACGCGGCCCAGCCAGCUUUCCAGGUCAUCAGCCUGGUGACUGCUCUACUUCAGGACACAGACAGGGUGUAGGAGAAGGGAGUUGCCUGUGUACCUUCCCUGACAUCUCAAGAGACUUGCCCUAGACAUGGAGCUAUGGCCACAUUGACAGACCUGACCGUUGGACCUGAGGAUCGAUCAAGUUGAAGCCUUUGAACCUGCUGUGACCCUCAGCAGUAACCUUCACCCAGCUCUUGGGCCUCCGUCUCUUCAGUUAUAAAAAGAGACCCAUCCACCAGACAGCUGCUCCUCAGAGACUCCGCUGGGAACCUUGACUGUGCUCCUCCAUGCUGCUAAAGCCCACCCACAUCCAAGACUCCCUGUGUAGAAUGCCUGCAAUGACCUCCUGGCUUUGUUAGCUUGAACAUUUCCUACGUGGCAGGUUGAGCCAGGGACCUAUGACCCCGGGCUCAUGGCAAACAGCGGGUGCUGGGUCAGAACCCGUGGGUUUCCGGGUUGGAAGCUGGUAAUGAUGUGUGCAGUUUGGGGACAUGUUCCGUUUCCCUCACACCUGUUUCUUUCCUCUGUUUGCUGGGGAGCCACCUGCCCAGGAUUCUUUUGUUUUCAUUAGGGACUGGGAAUGUAACUCAGUUGAUAGAGUGUUUGCCUGACGUGGCCGAGGGCUAGUCUGGAUCACCAACACCGUAAACUUGGCACAGCGGUGAAUCCUUGAUCAGAAGUUCAGGGUCAUUCUUAGCUACAUAAUGAGUUUGGCCAGUCUAGCGACAUGAGACUGUUGAGAAAAAGUGGACACACACACACACACACACACACACACACACACACACACACACACGGGGGG
Messenger RNA from Peromyscus californicus insignis, 2894 nucleotides. It is a transcript of the gene Tns4, whose product is annotated as tensin 4. Gene Ontology annotation, molecular function: protein binding. NCBI's taxonomy places the organism in Eukaryota, Metazoa, Chordata, Mammalia, Rodentia, Cricetidae. Bases 17 to 2125 code for a protein of 702 amino acids. The record is from RefSeq and is a predicted model, not a curated record. The transcript is spliced from 12 exons.